Molecule: messenger RNA, 1911 nt
Organism: Chironomus riparius
Lineage: Eukaryota; Metazoa; Arthropoda; Insecta; Diptera; Chironomidae
Source: the annotation of a GenBank genome assembly
AUGGAGACACUCAGAGCAACAACUUUGAACGACAAAGUAAAAAUCCAAGCAAAUAUCGAUGAUUUUAAGCCAUCCACAGUAAUUGACUUCUUCAAUGAGACAGUCGAAAAUUUUCCAUCUCAUUUGGCAUUGGCAAGUCGUGAUGCAAAUGGAAAAUGGAAUUUUCUCACAUAUCAAGAAUACAAAAAUCGGGUGGAAAAAAUUGCAAAAGUUUUCAUCAAGCUUGGAUUGAGUGAGCGUGGCGUUGUUGCAAUUCUUGCAUGGAAUUGUCCUGAAUGGGUUGUUGCUGCAUUGGGAGCCAUUCAUGCUGGUGGCGUAGUAACAGCAAUCUACACAACCAGCAGCACACCAGCAUGCCAAUACAUCAUUGAUUCAUCAAAAACUGAAAUUUUAAUAAUAGACAACCUAGAACAACUUCGAAAAAUCAAUGAAAUUAAGGAUGAUUUACCGCAUCUUAAACACAUAAUUCUAUUAUCUGACAUUAAUAUAAAUUUGAUGGAAAAUGCCAUUUUAAAUUGGAAUCAACUAAUGAAACUUGACACAGAUGAUACAGAAAUAGAGUAUAAAAGAAGAUUAAAUCAGAUAGUUCCUAAUGAAUGCUGUACUAUUAUGUAUACAUCAGGUACAACAGGAUUUCCAAAAGGUGCCAUGUUGUCACAUGACAGUCUAAUAUGGAAUAUUAAGAAGUGUUUUCAGGCAAUGAAACGAAUUGAGGUAGGCAAGGAAGUAUUAAUCUCAUACCUUCCUCUAUCACAUCUAACUGCAUUUGCGGCUGAUAUAUUCCAAGUUAUCAACAUGGCAGGAACAGUUUAUUUUGCUGACAUAAAGUCGGUAUUGGAAUGUCUGCAGGAGAUUCAACCAACCGUGUUUGUUGCUGUGCCAAGAAUUUAUGAAAAGAUUCAGGAAAAAGUGAGCGAGAAAAUCAAUGAAUUUAAUUUAAUUAUAAGGAAAAUCUUCUCAUGGUCGCAAAAUGUAAUCUCUGAACAUUAUUUUACACCUAAUUCCUCGUCCUUAAAAUGUGAUUUUGUAAAUCACUUUGUCAUUAGAAGAAUUAAAGAAGCUUUAGGUUUUCAAAACUGUAAACUAUUCUUUACGGGCAGUGCUCCGAUGAGCAUUGAGACGAAAAAGUUUUUCAUUUCUUUAAGCAUGCCGAUAUACGAGGCAUAUGGCAUGAGUGAAUCGUCAACUGUCCAUUGCUUAACAUCGCAUGAAACUCAAAUUCAUUCAUUCGAAAGUGUUGGAGUCUGUCUUGAUGGAACCGAAACUAAAAUUAUAAAUAUGGAUGGAAAUGGGAAUGGGGAAAUUUGCAUGCGUGGACGACAUGUUUUUAUGGGUUACUUAAAUGAUAUACAACAGACAAUUCAAACAAUUGAUGAUGAGGGAUGGCUCCAUACUGGCGACAUUGGACGAAUUGAUGAAAAUGGAUUAAUUUUUGUUAAUGGACGGAAGAAGGAGUUGAUUAUCACGAGUGGUGGUGAAAAUAUUCCAAAAGCUCGAAUUGAGAAUCUGGUGAAGCUUGAAUGUCCAGCAAUUUCUAAUGCUUUUUUGAUUGGAGAUAAAAGAAAGUUUCUAUCAAUUUUAUUGUCUUUAAAGACUGAAAUUGAUGAAAAUUUAAAACCAAAAGAUGAUUUGGCACCUGAAGCUCAAAAAUGGUUGACUCAGAACUCCUUAAACUUUUCAACUUUAAGUGACAUCUUAAGUCCAAAGGAUGAGAAAAUAUUUAAAGCAUUCCAAAAUGUCAUUGACCGAGUAAACGCUCAAGCACUUUCAAAUCCCCAAAGAAUACAAAAAUUUGCGAUUCUUCCGAAUGACUUCACAAUUGCGACUGGAGAAUUGACGCCAACGUUAAAAGUUAAAAGACAUUUUGUUCUCGAAAAAUAUCGAAACAUUAUUGAUGGAUUUUAUUUAUAA